UCAAUUUCAAACGGUUUUCGAUUGUGUAGUGUUUUAGGUCGUUUGUCAAUUUGUGAAACAUUUUUAAAGUGUAUUUUUUAUUACAAUAAUGUCCGUUUUUGAUGAAAUAAUGUGUAAAGUUAAUGAAAUAUCUAACAGUUAUGUUCGCUCCCUAAAUGACGAAAUAAAGAUCGCUUUCGACGCUAUAGACAAGUUUGCUGAGGAAUAUCAGAAGGGACGCGGGAAACGGGACCAGAAUCAGAAAAAGGCCCUAGUGAAUACGCUUAUGAGCAUAAAUGAAGACGAAGAUGAAAACUCCCCCAAAGAAGCCAGGAAGUCCAAGGAUGGCUCGGAGAAGCGGCUCUCGAACAAGCGGAGCAAGGAGCAGGUGGACGGCAUGUUGAGCCCUGAACAAGAGAAGAGGCCCAAGAGAAACGCCUCCGUCAAGGCUCAGAACAAUAUUACCAAACAGGUGAAUGUGAAUCUGACGCAGAAGCUGCGACGUGACGACACGGAGAAGACACGUCGAGGUCACGAUGACAACAAGGAAAACACGCUGCCCGUCGUACAGGUGAAACAAGAGAAGAUAUCCCUCCCUUCAGAGCCCAUGGAGACAGAGGCGGUGUUAGACAUACCGCUAGUGCCUGUGAAACAGGAACCUAACAAGGAUGAAACGUCUAUGCCGCCGCCAGCCGCCCCUGUUCCGAAGCCUCGCAAGCUACCGCCUAAGGAGAAAUCUACGGAUAGCGAGGAGGAGUCGACCGGCAAACGCAGCACAAGAACCAGGAACUACACGGACACCAUGCCGCCACCAGCCGCCCCGGCUCCCGUGGAGCGAGCGGCGCGCGCGUCUCGGCGCGGCACGGCGCGCGGCGCGGCGGGGGCGGACGCGCCGCCGCCCGAGCCCAGGCCCAAACGAACCCGGGCUAAAAAGAAAGUAUCAGAGUCCUCAACUACAGACGCAGAAAAUACACAACCGCCCGUACAAAACAACAUUGGUACACCAGACAAACCGCGACCAAAGAGGACCAGGCGAGGAAAGAAAGCGGCCGAGGAAGAACCACCGAAACCAAAAGAUCCAUCCCCAGAACCAGAAAUAAUAUCGCCAAAAGAAGAAAGAAUAUCCCUCCCCGACGCCCAAUCGCCCGCCAUACCCCAAAAGACCGUCAAAAAGACCAAAACAGACUCAACUCUGUCUAUAACCUCGGACUCGAUCCAAUCGAAAAAGGGCCCUAAAAAGAAGGGAGCAAAGUCGAAAGUUGACAAGCAAACGAUGGAGGAGACUCAGGUUAUUAGCAGUAUGAAUACCACGGUGACUAUUAGUAUGGAUAAGACGGUCGUGCUGACUAAUGGGGUGUAUGACCAUACUGAUGCGAAGACUACGAUUGCAAUGAAUGAAACAGUCGUUUUAGACAAAAUCAACCGAGACACCAUGGUUUUAGACAAACCACAGACUAAGAUUAUGGACUCCACAGUUGUUAUAGAGAAAGAUGGCGCGACGCCCAACAUGACGGACGACCUGUCUCUGCUGACGGACGACAACAGCGAGGGGUGUUGCACGCCCACCAAGGACCACAAACAACCAGAACCCACUUCUGCUGUAAAAGCCAAAGUGCAACAGUUUGAAGAGAUGGCCGCCAGGACCACUAGGACCAAAACGAGAGCUAUGGCCAAAAAGGCCGCCGAUACGGAAAACAGUACGCCGCCCGACAAAAUAAUAUCCAAGCAGGUUCUGUCUGCGGACACGCUCACCAAGAUGAACAACAUGAUAUUCAACGGCAAGACCACUCAGAUAUCAAGUUCAGCCACAAAGCCGACCGCGAAACUACCCCCUGUAAAAACAAUGCCGGCCUCAGCAUCUAAAGUGACCGCCAUUAAUAAAGCCCGCGAGGAGUUGCUCAGCAAAGAUGACGCGAGGAAGAAAAAGGAAGCCAUGCUGGAGGCUAAGAAGGAGAUGCAGAAACGUAAACGCGAAGAGAAAAUGGCGGCCGCCGCCGCGGCGCGGGAAGCGGCCGAGAAGGAGCGCAGAGCCGCGCUACAGGCGCAGGCGAAGGACAGAAUGGAGAAACAAGCCCAUGCUGAUCAAGGAAAACUAGAAAAGAUGAAAGAGGUAGAAAGGAAAAAGCAAGAGCUAGCGCGUAAAGUGGCUGAGACGGAAGAGCGGCGCCGCGCUGAGGAACAAGCGAGACUCGCGCGACUCGCCGAGGAACAGAGAAAGGCUGAUGCCGCCAGAAAGAAACAGCAAGAAGAGAGCGAGGCUAUGAAGAAAGAGGCUGCGAUGAUGGCUAAAGAAAUCGAGAAGAGACAGAAAGAGUAUCUCGAGAAACAGAAGAUGAAGCAAAGAAUGGAAGCUGACAAAAUGCACACGCCACUGAAGAAUGGCACGAAAGCGCCCCCUAUGGAACCCGUGUACAUGCAGGACGGAUUCCAGCACCUCAACUCGGACGAUGAUGAUGAUGACGCGCCACCCAAGCUGCCCACACCCGCCUGGUGCAAGUCGCGGCACCGGCAGCUAGCGCUACAGCACCAGCUGCCUAACGGCCUCGUGGACUCUCUGUUCUCGGUGCGCGUGCACCACGUGGACCUGCGCGCCAUUUUCCCCUGCGUGGAGCGAGCAGCGCUCAAGCGCACCUCCUCCGCCGUGUGGCGCACCCCGCCUACCCUACAACUGUCCAGGGUACAGGAAUCGCCGAUAUAACAUCGAGUUGAGACCAGUCGCGGGCGAUCAUUGUAAAUAGUAUUAUGUAAUUUGUAUGUUAUCGCUAAUUAUAUAUAGAUAUAUAAUGCCGACCAUCUACUGAAGACCUGAUCACGCUCAAAAUUACUCUAAUUUUCUAAUUUAU
Messenger RNA from Cydia amplana, 2822 nucleotides. It is a transcript of the gene Incenp, whose product is annotated as inner centromere protein. The record is from RefSeq and is a predicted model, not a curated record. The transcript is spliced from 22 exons. NCBI's taxonomy places the organism in Eukaryota, Metazoa, Arthropoda, Insecta, Lepidoptera, Tortricidae. The coding region runs from base 89 to 2677 and encodes 862 amino acids.